This is a messenger RNA of Medioppia subpectinata, 376 nucleotides long. NCBI's taxonomy places the organism in Eukaryota, Metazoa, Arthropoda, Arachnida, Sarcoptiformes, Oppiidae. The record is from the annotation of a GenBank genome assembly.
GUGCAAAAAUUAUUAUAUGCAAGGCUUUUGUCAGAAAAUUUUUUACGCCAUCAUGGGUUUCAGUGCACAUCAUAUGGAUUACGUUUAUAAUUGGCUCAUUUCUGACUACCAUCCCAUUGGGGUCAGGCACGUGGGCGGGCACUUAUUUGCUACACAACUAAUUACAAAAAGGCCCACAAAAUUUGAUUUCAGAGAGUCUGGUAAUAUUGUCCGGUAUGGCCAACCGGUGCCGCCCGAGUACGACCUCUCGACCAUUAACUCCACAAACAUAGCGCUGAUAUACGCGGCCAACGAUUGGCUCAACGAUAUCAAAGACAUUGCGUACUUAAGGGUACACUUAAAGUACCCGACCCGACGUGGAAUCACAUGGAGCUGA